AUGAACCUCUCGACUGCACAAAUAGGAGCUAGUUCCGGCAUCGGUCGUGCAUGCGCAGAACAUUUUGCUUCCUUGGGCUGUUUCUUAUCCAUUUCCGGCCGUAACGAAGAAAGGUUGAAGGCGGUCGCUCAAAACUGCGUUCAGAAGGGCCUGGAUUCUGACAAGGUACUGAGUACGCGAGCUGACAUCACCAGGAAGGAAGACUUGAAAUGUUUGGUGGACAGCACCAAACGCCAUUUUGGUAAAAUCAAUAUCCUGGUCAACAACGCCGGCAUUCUGGUCAGGGGGUCAGUCGCUGACUGCCCUAUUGAAGAAUACGAUCGCGUAAUGAACACCAACGUACGCGCCAUGAUUUCGCUCACUCAGCUGUGCAUUCCUGACCUGAUUCGUUCAAAAGGCUCGAUAGUGAACGUUUCAAGUAUUAACGGACCUUGCGCGUUCGCCGGCGUUGCCUACUACUGCAUCUCAAAAGCAGCUGUCGACCAGUUUACGAAAUGCCUCGCGCUGGAGAUGGCCCCACAUGGCGUUCGCGUGAAUGCAGUUAAUCCCGGCGUCGUAAAAACGGACCUGCAGAAAGCAUUUAUCGAACAUUCCAAAGAAACGCACGCACUCGGCCGAGUUGGAGAAUCGAUCGAAGUAGCUAAGGCGGUGGCAUUUCUCGCCAGUGACGAUGCGUCGUUCACGACAGGCAAUUUGUUUCGCAUUGACGGUGGUCGCGGUCUUAUGGUGCCCCGUUAA
Soboliphyme baturini is the source of this 738-nucleotide messenger RNA. NCBI's taxonomy places the organism in Eukaryota, Metazoa, Nematoda, Enoplea, Dioctophymatida, Soboliphymatidae. The record is from the annotation of a GenBank genome assembly.